AUGGCCGCCAUUAACAAAAUUCAAGUGGUUUCCAAAGAAAUGUUAGGGCAAAUAGCAGCAAAAAAUGGUGAUACCAAUCUUUAUGAACCCCGAGAUGCCGGGGAAAUGAUUUUUCACUUCUUUGAUGAAGUUGAGGAGUUUUCAUCUGGUAGUUCAUCAUGUGGUUCUUCUAGCACUGGCUUUGAUGGUAAAGAAGGCGUUUAUCAUGAGGUUGAGGAGGAGGACGACGAGGCAGCAGCUGUCGACACCGCAGAAAAUAGUUCUAAGGCUGAGGUGGCUAAAGCUUUUUGGGACUCACAAGAGGAGCUUUUGCUGUCAACUUUACGUCGGACCACGUCUUUUGAAUUAAAAAUCAGGAAGGCAACAAAGGAAGCUAUAAUGGAGUUAAAUGCCACUGGUGUUAAUUGUGUCUGCCAGAAAAGGGCUGUUGAUGGCUGCCGGAAAUGUAUGCGAAAAGGAGUCUGUGAUCGGCUUCAGAAAGGUGGAUUUAGUUGCACCAUUUGCAAGUCCAAGUGGAAAAGCUCACAGGGGAUUCCAGCCGGGGAGCAUACCUACAUGGAAGUAGUUCAAGAUACAGGACCUAAAAGAAGUGAAUUGAAGGUGAUCAUUGAGUUGAAUUUCAAGUCAGAAUUCAUGAUGGCAAGAGGUUGUGAGGAAUAUAACCGGCUACUUGAACGAUUGCCCGAUGUAUACGUUGGAAAGACUGAAAGACUCAAAACUCUGACCAAAAUACUGUGUUCUGCAUCAAAGAAGUGCAUGAAGGAGAAUAAAAUGCAUAUGGCACCAUGGAGGAAGCAUAAAUACAUGCAAGCUAAGUGGCUUGGCAAACCUGAAAAGCAACCAACAUUAAUCUUGCCUGAACUGCAUAUGGAAAUCAGGCCAUCAAGGCCCAAGGCCUCCAUGCUUACCUUUGACUUUUCGGAUAAUUUGAAAAUCUUGCACCCUGCAACCAUGAUUAAAGUCUUGUAG
Molecule: messenger RNA, 969 nt
Organism: Coffea arabica (coffee)
Lineage: Eukaryota; Viridiplantae; Streptophyta; Magnoliopsida; Gentianales; Rubiaceae
Source: RefSeq, a predicted model, not a curated record